CCCACUUCUGGUUAGGGGAGAGAGGAGGGCAAGACAGGAAGGCAGGAAGAUCUCACUGAUAACAAGCAGGUCCGGAGAUAGAGGGAUCGGCAGACAGGAAAUUGAGGUGGCUCAGACUCGGAAGUCAUCGGACCUAAGUCUCGCAGCGAAAGAAUCUGGAGCCUGCCCCUCCCCUCUCCAGGCCAUGAUGAUUCUUCGAUUAAUCAUGUUUGCUCUGGUGACAGGGCAUGUAAGGGCAGAGACCAGGAUCAUCAAGGGGUAUGAGUGCUCUCCUCAUUCCCAGCCCUGGCAGGUGGCUCUGUUCCAGAAGACACGGCUGCUCUGUGGGGCAACCCUCAUCGCUCCCAAAUGGCUCCUGACAGCAGCUCACUGCCGCAAGCCCCGAUAUGUAGUUCAUCUGGGGGAGCACAACCUCCAGCGGCGGGAUGGCUGCGAGCAGACCCUAUCGGCCACCGAGUCCUUCCCCCACCCAGACUUCAACAACAGCCUCCCCAACAAAGACCACCGCAAUGACAUCAUGCUGGUGAAGAUGACCAGAGCAGCCUUCAUCACCUGGGCUGUGCGACCACUCACUCUGUCAUCACACUGUGUCACCCCUGGCACCCGCUGCCUCGUUUCGGGCUGGGGCUCCACAUCCAGCCCCCAGUUGCAACUGCCCCACACCUUGCGAUGUGCCAACAUCACCAUCAUUAACCACGAGGAGUGUGAGAAGGCCUACCCUGGCAACAUCACAAACACCAUGGUCUGUGCCAGUGUUCUGGAAUCGGGCAAGGACUCCUGCCAGGGUGACUCUGGGGGCCCUCUGGUCUGUGACGGGUCUCUUCAAGGCAUUAUCUCCUGGGGCCAGGAUCCAUGUGCUGUCACCAGAAAGCCUGGUGUCUAUACUAAGGUCUGCAAAUACGUAGACUGGAUCCGGAAGACUAUGGAAAAUAAUUAGCCAGGACCAGCCCAACACCCCCCUAAUCCCUACUUGGCAACAUGGCUCUUGUUCAUUCUAAUAGUCAAGCCUGAGCGAGGUCGCCUUUAUGUAUUUUCUUUUCAGCCUCCUUGACCAUGAGAGACGGUGCAGCUUAAUAAUCAACCUAGGGUUUGGAAUUAGUGAGGCUUGGGGGUCAAAUCCUUCCUUGUACUGACUUGUGAUUCUGGGAGAGAUAAUAGUUGUUUGGUUCCCUUUUGUAUCCCCAGCCCCAAAGACAGCUCCUGGCACUCACCCCAAGGUUUCAAUAAAUACUUACUGAACGAAUGAAUCUUUGGAA
Molecule: messenger RNA, 1256 nt
Organism: Nyctereutes procyonoides (raccoon dog)
Lineage: Eukaryota; Metazoa; Chordata; Mammalia; Carnivora; Canidae
Gene: KLK11
Product: kallikrein related peptidase 11
Exons: 6
Coding region: 185-937 (250 amino acids)
Biological process (GO): proteolysis
Molecular function (GO): serine-type endopeptidase activity
Source: RefSeq, a predicted model, not a curated record